Molecule: messenger RNA, 2800 nt
Organism: Perca flavescens (yellow perch)
Lineage: Eukaryota; Metazoa; Chordata; Actinopteri; Perciformes; Percidae
Product: E3 ubiquitin-protein ligase TRIM63
Exons: 13
Coding region: 718-2367 (549 amino acids)
Biological process (GO): regulation of microtubule cytoskeleton organization
Cellular component (GO): cytoplasm
Molecular function (GO): zinc ion binding
Source: RefSeq, a predicted model, not a curated record
CAGACACACACAUUGCUGUGGAUGGCGAGCGAGCUGCAAACAGACCAACAGCAGUCGCUACUUGCGUGGGGAAAAAAGAGGAAUGGAGUGAGUGUUGCAUGAGGGAGAGGAGGAAGAGCGAGCGAGGAAGAGUUACCGGAAGGUGAACCGUCAGAGGACUCUGUCCGGCCACAUUCGGUGUCUCCGCGUCACCGGGAGCUGAAGAGGAGAUCCCAAACUGCCUCCAGCCUGAAAACGUAUUAUUCCUGAACUGAUAGAACUCGGUUUGACCUCCUGACCUUUCCCAGUGCGUGACGUUGUUGACGUGGAUUGGUUUUUACCACAUGACUGGACAGGAACAGUUUGUCCGAGGUAACAAAAAGCCUGCCUGAGUGACUCGGGUAUUUCCAGAACCUGAGACAGCCAGCGUUGCCCUCAGCAGCUUCAUGCUGAGUUUUAAAGUAGGCCUCUAUUAAAUCCUGGACAAAUGAAACCGAUCCUGGCUUCUCUGUGCAGAACAAAGUUGCCCUGAAGACCUCCGAGAAAUAGAAGUUCAGCCGGCUCGUCCUGCAGGACUCUGUGGUUGGUGGUGCUUUUGCUCACAGUUGCACACAUACAGUACAUCUCAACAAAAGGAUUAUUUGAUUAUUUGACUAAGCAGGAAGACCUAGACACGGGAGGUGGAACAUUCUUUUAAUGACGGAGAGAAGCUGAGCUGCUGACAGCUCGAACACGUGGAUGGAGAGGAAGGAGGAGGUGAAGUCCAUGUCUCUGCCGGCCAACCUGAGCUGCCUGCAGGGCGCCGGGGGGGCGGAGGGGGAGGAGGCGGCGCUGGCCACGCUGGAGAAACAGCUCAUCUGUCCCAUCUGUCUGGAGCUGUUCAACAAACCGGUGGUCAUCCUGCCCUGCCAGCACAACCUGUGCAGGAAGUGUGCCAACGAGCUCUACCAGCCGUCCCUUUUCCAGGCUCGCACCACCAUGCAGGUGAACAGCGGGCGUUUCCGCUGUCCGUCCUGCCGCCACGAGGUGGUGCUGGAUCGCCACGGCGUCUACGGCCUGCAGCGGAACCUGCUGGUGGAGAACAUCAUCGAUGUCUACAAACAGGAAGUCAGCAACAACAGCAACGCCACAAGCCCCCUCCCUCUUCCUCCACCUUGUGCUCUGCUGACGUGUGCAGACCAUGAGGGCGAGAAGGUCAACAUCUACUGUCUCACCUGUCAGCUUCCUACCUGUUCUCUCUGUAAAGUGUUCGGAGCUCAUCAGGCCUGCCAGGUGGCUCCUCUGACAGACAUCUGCCAGCAGCACAAGGAUGAGCUGAGUGAAGCAGUCAGCUCUCUGGUGGCGGUCAACGACAAAGUCCAGACUUUGAUUAAUGAGCUGGAGGAGACGUGCAGAAACAUAGAGGAGAACUGUAAGACUCAGAAACAAAGUGUGUGUGAGACGUUUGGCCGUGUGUUCUCCAUCCUGGAGGAGAGACAGAAGAUGAUGACGCAGCGAAUCAGCACCGAGCAGGAAGAGAAGACAGGCCACGCCCAGGCGCUGAUGUGUUGCUUUGGAGACAGCGUGGAGGCCAACAGCAAACUGGUGGAGCGAGCAGUGAGCAGCAUGGAGGAGCCAGACAUGGUUGCUUUUGUUCAGAAUUCAAAGGAGCUGAUCACAAAAGUGAUAACAGCCAGUGGCUCCUGUCCAGCUGAGACUCUGAAACCAGGCUGUGAGAGUUUCAGCCACUACAGAUUUGACUUCAGUAGACAGGAGAAAGCUCUGAAGAGCAUUGACUUCCUCAAAGUUGUGGAAGAGGUUCCUGAAGAAGCAGAGGUGGAACUGGAGCCAGAGGAACCCAAAGAGCCCUCUGUCCAGAACGUGGAACCAGAACAGCAUCAGGAAACCUUGGCCCAGAACCUGGAACCUGGUGUAGAAGCAGUUCCAGAGCUGAUAACCCCACCAGAGGAACCGGCUGCAGGCCCGGUGACUUACACCGUGGAUCCUCUAGAGGCGCUUCUGCAGCCAGAGACUGAAGACCCGGACGUAGCUGAUGGAGGAUCUGGUCUGUUGAACAGGGGUGUCGGACUGGGGGUGGAAAUGGGACUGAGUACCCAGGGCCCUCAUGUGAGGAGGGCCCAAAAAGAUGCUGGAAUGAAUAGCUCUGGAUACAGGGAGGGGCCCAUAGAGAAUGCCUUUCUACAGGGCCCAGAAUUUUGUGCUGCGCCCCUGCUGAUGAAGAAGAAGGAGGCGGAGGGACAUGCUGAUCCUGUUAAAGAGGGAAACGUCUGUGAAGAGCCGGAGGGAAUGAGCACAGUACAGGCUGUCACUCUGCUCUUCUACCUGUUGGCCUUCCUGGUCAUCCUGCAGAGGGUUUGGGCUUACAUCGGCUGCUUCAUUUGCACAUAACCCCAGCAGGAGACACAUCCACCCUCACUGCUGCACAGCUCAGAGUCAGAGAUCAUCAUCCGAGGAUUCGACGACAGUAGAGAUAGGCAGAGGACGCGGACGAGGGAGAGGAGGGAGAGGAGGGAGAGGAGAGAGAGGAGAGAAAGGAGGGAGAGGAGGGAGAGGACAGAGAGGCAGAGGUGGAUCGCAUGCGGUAGGAGUAGGGCAAGCGACCGAAGAGGAAGGAACAGAGGGCCCCCAAACCAGCCGAGCCGCCGCGGAGAGAACCGGAGCCAUCCCACGACAAAGACGUGCAACGUCUACAGCUGUCUGGGGUGACAGCUGGAAGAUCUACAAGGUCCCGAAGAGUGGUGUUUUCGAGAGAGGAGCACCUGCGAGUUCAUCAUGUGACAGCAAAAAUGCGAAAGGUGGAGCAGUAUGUCCUGUAUGUCCC